UGGGAAUGAAGACAAGGUUGACUCUAAUUCGUCGAACAUCCAGUGAACUCUUGUUUACAUCUCGUGGACAGACAGCGUUUGGAGGGACAGCCCUGUCACUGAACAGUCCAGAGCACAAUACCAGACGGACUGCUGAGCGAGAGAGACCACAUCUCGAACCGACAUCCACAGGGCGGCCGACUGAGCCGCCACGAGAUUUGCCAUGCAAAUCACGGUGCGGCAAGGUGCCAUGCAGCUCCAUGCCGCACCGUGUCCUUGGUUAAAUAUACACAGCCCAGAGCGGCAGCGAGCCCGGAGCGCCCGCUUGUCAAUUUGAGGGCACGGCACGUUUUGCUGAUCGACCAUUCCAUGUCGAAACCUGUCGCCUUCAUGCCUUCAGAAGGCCCGAGCGCAGUAUAUAUAAAGGCCAAGGAGCUUACGAACCUGCACCAAAACAUCCAUCACCAAGAAAGCAAGCAACAGCAGCACCGAAUCCGACACAUAGACGCCGGUCAUCUUAAUCUCUCUGUAUACACAAUGGCCACCGAGCAGCAGCGAAAGGAGUUGGACGCCCGCGCAAGGGCUGGGGAGGAGGUUGUGCCCGGCGGCCGCGGUGGAAAGUCUCUCGAAGCUCAGGAGCAUCUGGCGGAAGGUCGUAGCAAGGGAGGACAGACUCGUUCGAGUCAGCUGGGGAGAGAAGGAUAUCAGGAAAUGGGACGGAAGGGAGGUUUGUCCACGAGUGAAGAAUCGGGUGGAGAAGCAGCGAAAUCGAAGGGUAUCAACAUCGACGAAAGCAAAUUCAAGACGGGAACGAAGGAAUGAUCAAAACUUGAUCAUUCCGUAGUAUGCCCUUCGAAAUGCAAAUACGUACAGGACGUAGUGAAGGGUAUGUUCAGGAAGCGUCGUUGAUGCAUGCCACUUGCAGCGUCGUGAAUUUGCCAUUAUCCAUCCGGAUGUGGAUUUUACUGCGAACCGGACAUGCCCAAAAUUAGUGUUGUACAUAGAGCCCGAAGAAGGGUAGAUAAAAAUGGGUAUAUAGAAAUGGGUAUGGUCGUAAAUAUACAUAGUGGUGUCAGAAAUGUUUCGGUGGGAUGUGUAGAUGGUCAGAUUAAUGUACAUAAUCUGUUUUUCCUUCUGCCAUAGCGCCGUAAAUUAAUUUCUGAAACUUAGUAAAACUCCCUACAGAGCGUCGGACUUUUCUUCACUCAUGCCGAGAAAAUAUUCUGUUACAUCCUGUCAUGACGGAAUUUUAUCUGCAGACGGAUAGUUAUCAGCGGGAAGCAGUCGGCUAGUGAAAGAAAGAUCUUGAGUUUUUGGGAAUAAGUAAUAAAACACCA
This is a messenger RNA of Marchantia polymorpha subsp. ruderalis, 1316 nucleotides long. The record is from the annotation of a GenBank genome assembly. Lineage: Eukaryota; Viridiplantae; Streptophyta; Marchantiopsida; Marchantiales; Marchantiaceae.